This is a messenger RNA of Sclerotinia trifoliorum, 1631 nucleotides long. The record is from the annotation of a GenBank genome assembly. NCBI's taxonomy places the organism in Eukaryota, Fungi, Ascomycota, Leotiomycetes, Helotiales, Sclerotiniaceae.
UUGACUUCGCCAUCCACCCCGCAUUCCGUUUGCUCUGUUUGCUCUAAAUCCUUUUGUUUGUGCUCGAGUAUUGCAUCAGAGCUUGAUCUUAUCACAUUUCCCAUUCUAGCUAUCGUUGAAACUUCACAUCCAUAAAUUCAUCACCUCACGCCAAAAUGGCCAAUAAUCCACUCAGUUCAGAUUCUAUCCUACACCAUAUGGCCGAAGCCUUACCUUCUCAUCAAAAAAAUGAUACCAAUUCCGAUAUAAGCAGUUCUUAUGAAGCCAUAGCACUUUUCUCUCAUGCAUGCAUGAUCGCAGUAGGAUUCCGGCUUCUGGGAUUCGGAGAAGGACAAAAGAAUGGUAAGCUUCACUAUCCGGUCCAUUUAAAGCAUGCAUUAUUAACAAAUCAUCAGAAGCAGAAUGCACACAACUCGCUCCACGUUUAUCAACGAAAUGGAAUUCCUCUUUCGGAUCUCAUUCUUUCCUUUACGCACAUUCGCAAUCUUCCAUGCAAUACGUCGUGAAAGUCGAUCGACUAGGUGGAAAGGCAGAAAUUAGAGGAAUAGGACUCGGUGAUGAAAGAAUAACACGUUUCGAAAUCACAGCCAAAGAUUAUAUCUCUUCAGCUGCUCUUCCACUUCGAAUACCCUUUUCAAAUGAUGAAGAAGAUCGCACAAAUCUCGAAUCAAAGCUCAAAGAGAUUUUUAUCUCUCCUUCUAGAAUCGCAGAUCUCGCUUCCUUAUUCAAGGUAAACAUUAUCCAAAAACUCCUUCCUUCCCUACAAAAAGAAGGUUAUGAAGAAUCUCAAAAUCAAGGCGAAUCUGAAGCUUCCCGGGUUCAUGAUGAAAGAGAAGAACAACAUGCUCGACGAAAUCCUCGAAAUCCUCUCGCCGACCCAAAUCUUCCAGCACCAGCACGUCCAUAUCCCUUCCACGAUCCUCUCGCAGACCAACCACGUCGCCCUAUCCCAGCAGGUGAUUUCCCACCUCCUGGUUUUGACGACGAAUUAGAUCUCAACCGACCUUUACGUGGUAUGGUUCAACCAGCAGGUUCACCCUUCAACAUUGGUCACGAUGAUUUGCAUCCACCAGGACUAGGUCCUAAUGACCCUCUACGUGGUUCGUUUACAGGUGGAAGAGGAGCUGGUGGUCUAGGUGGUUUCGGUGGUAUGCAUCCUACAUUCGACGAUCCAUUAUUUGCCGGACAAGGACAGGGACAAAGAGGUGCUGGUAGAAAUGGAGGUUUUAAUCCGCAAGCUCCCCCUGGAGCAAGAUAUGAUCCGUUAGGACCAGGUGAUGGACCUCAGAGGGGAGGUGGUGGAAGACCACCUAAUCCAUUUGGUGGGUUUGGAAGUGGUGAUUUUAUUUAAUGUUGAAAGGAAGGAAAAUUAAGGGAACAUGUAUGAUUGAAAUAAGAAAGGAAGGGAAAGGAAAUAAAAGGAAAGGAAAAAAGCUGGGGGUAUUAUGAUUUUAUUUAUGCAAACACAGGACAGACACUCUACGACAUAACGAUUAUGACAAACAAGUUUCUCAAGGGGGAGGCGUUAGGCCAUGGGGAAAUGAAGGGGAAAAUAAAAAUGAAGCAGCGACUAUUAGUAUUAUUCCCCUCUCUGCGAAAAGAAAUUUUAUUAACAAAGUUGUUAAUCUAUU